Molecule: messenger RNA, 455 nt
Organism: Dentiscutata erythropus
Lineage: Eukaryota; Fungi; Glomeromycota; Glomeromycetes; Diversisporales; Gigasporaceae
Source: the annotation of a GenBank genome assembly
AUGACUUCGACGUAUACGAUCAAUUAUGCGCUAAGAGCACAUAAGCGCGAUCCUUUUAUAGAAUUUAUAAAGGGAAUGCUUAUGACACCAUUUGUUUUGCAUGCAAAACCAAUUCCACCAAAAGGUGACUCAACUGAUAAAGAUGACAUAAGCGUAGAUAUGGACGCAAAUGUGACUAGAUAUUGUGAUAUAUUAUCAAGUAUUGAAGAAUUGAUAAAUGAACAUAGGAUAAAAGAAUUGAAAGGUGUUCCUGAACAAUCCCGACUCAAACGACUUGUUCCAUCAGUAUCAACAUUUCAUACUGAAUUGCCAUUACGCAAGUCUUUUCUUUUAGCUAAUGCUAAACAUUCAAUUGCUGCUCGUAGAUUUGUUCCGCCUAGCUUUAAUGACAUUCGAAGAAUAUUAAAUACUGCUCAGAUUCUCGCGAUUGCUCCAAAACUUAAAUUAAUAACUUU